AAUCAAAACAACUAGCCCAAUAGAAUUUACUGCUAAGUGCCAAACUCUCCAUUCUCAGCCACACCACAAACUGGAUUUUCUCAAUUUCUUCCUCCAAAUGACUUGUUAGUUGUUACAGUCUUACAGUGACUUGAUACUGAGAAGAUAAUCUGAAUCUUGCGAUGGAUCUCAAUCAUCUUCUUUCAACUCUUCUUCCAUCAUGGCCAUCGGCUGGGAUGCUACUCUUCUUCUUCGUUUAUCUGGGAAUUGCCGGAUCACUUCUUCCAGGAAAGCUCGUUCCCGGGGUAGUUUUGUCCGAUGGCUCUCGCCUCCACUAUCGCUGCAAUGGAUUGUUAUCGCUUCUUCUGUUUGUUUUUCUUCUUGGUUUUGGAGCAUGGAUAAAUCUUGUAUCGCCCACUGCAAUAGCAGACAGAGGGAUUGAAAUUUUGUCAGUGACAUUUAUAUUCAGUUUUUUGGCAACACUAGUACUCUAUUUGGUUGGAUUCAAGUCAAGAGCUUGCAGCUCAUCUCUGAAGCCUCACGUAACCGGAAACCUUAUCAGUGACUGGUGGUUUGGGAUACAGUUGAAUCCUCAAUUUAUGGGCAUUGAUCUGAAAUUCUUCUUUGUUAGAGCUGGAAUGAUGGGAUGGUUGGUUAUCAAUCUUUCAAUUCUUGCAAAAUGUAUUCAGGAAGGCGAUUUAAACCAAUCAAUGGUUCUUUACCAGAUAUUUAGCGGAUUGUAUAUUGUUGACUACUUUUUCUAUGAAGAAUUUAUGACCUCCACAUGGGAUAUAAUUGCAGAGAGGCUGGGGUUCAUGCUGGUUUUUGGCGAUCUAGUGUGGAUCCCUUUCACCUUCAGUAUUCAGGGCUGGUGGCUUUUAAGAAACAAAGUGGAGCUAACAACAGCUGCUGUAGUUGCAAAUUGUCUUGCCUUUUUGAUUGGGUAUCUUGUGUUUAGAGGAUCAAACAAGCAGAAACAUCUCUUUAAAAAGAACCCAAAAGCUCUAAUAUGGGGAAGACCUCCAAAAGUUGUUGGAGGGAAAUUGCUGGCUUCUGGCUAUUGGGGAAUUGCACGACACUGUAAUUACCUCGGGGAUUUGUUACUUGCACUGUCCUUCAGUUUGCCUUGUGGGAUAAGCUCUGCAGUUCCGUACUUUUAUCCUAUAUAUCUUCUUAUCUUGCUAAUAUGGAGGGAGAGAAGGGACGAUGCCCGGUGUGCCGAGAAGUAUAAAGAUGUUUGGGAAGAAUAUUGUAAACUUGUCCCUUGGAGAAUAUUGCCAUAUGUUUAUUAAAUUAAAGAACUGUUUGUUCACCAUUGUGGUAUCUGGGCAUAUCAAAUGGAUGUGAGCACCACCUCCCCACACACAAAGAGAUCGAAUACAGAUCCGAUUAGUUAUUGUAUUGUGAGUGCAGCUAAUUUGAGGAACUUUAGUUUUCUUAUAUUGUACUGUGUAGUUUCAAAUCUUUUGAGUGAAUCGGUUUAUUGAAAGCUUAGAUUUUGCCGUCACGGUCACAGUAAUAUCAACUAUUCUCAAAUAGGCAACGUCAUUUUUAUUACUUAUUGUACUUAUGUGUUCAAAUCCGUAUAUAUGAAAAAUUUAUU
Molecule: messenger RNA, 1582 nt
Organism: Cuscuta epithymum
Lineage: Eukaryota; Viridiplantae; Streptophyta; Magnoliopsida; Solanales; Convolvulaceae
Source: the annotation of a GenBank genome assembly